AUGGUACUUGGGAGAAAAGAAUGUGUAUAUAUUAAUAUAUAUAUAUAUAUAUAUGUUUUUGGGUUACUCUCAUCUGGAUCAGACCAGAUUGCAUUCAAUUUCCAUCAAACGGUGACAAAUCAGCACCAAAGAAACCUGGAAACGGACGGCAGAAGCUUCUGGUUCCCAAAUCCCAAACAUGGGGGGACUGGAGUGGAGUCUGUAUUGAGAGGCCUUCCCAGUUCUAGUUUCAGUUUCAGUUUCAGUUUCCAGGAAGAAAUUGCCAACGCGCAUAACCGUGUAGUUGGAAAGGAAGCUCGAGACUUUGUAGUUAAACAAAUCCCUUCUUCUUCUUCUUCUAUGCCGGUCACCCUGCACACUAAUCUCGGCGACAUCAAGUGCGAGAUUGCCUGCGAUGAAGUCCCCAAGGCCUCUGAGACUUGCACCCUUUUUUCCCAGAAUUUCCUAGCAUUAUGUGCUAGUGGUUUACUCUGAUGGAACCAUUUUUC
Molecule: messenger RNA, 488 nt
Organism: Dioscorea cayenensis subsp. rotundata (Guinea yam)
Lineage: Eukaryota; Viridiplantae; Streptophyta; Magnoliopsida; Dioscoreales; Dioscoreaceae
Exons: 3
Coding region: 1-474 (157 amino acids)
Source: RefSeq, a predicted model, not a curated record